AUGGCGUAUAGUGAGAUUCAAGGCCUGACCUCUCCAUUUGUCGAUGGUAUGUAUGAGUUACUCAACGCGACACUUGAUGAUUCUGAUAUCAUCAUCAUGCAAUAUGCAGCAUCUUUGAAGGUUGUAGCGGAUGAGGAGAGGGCAAUAGUUGAAGCGUUGGAGAAGCAGUUCUCUGAAGUUCUAUCUCCGUUAAAGGAAAACAAGAUAAUUCCCCUGAAAUACGUUCAAAGAUUGACCAAAAAAGACACAUAUGACCUCUACUCUGUUCCAACAGAGCUUGGGGUUCUUCUAAAUUCCAUGAAAACAGUGGUUAAUGAAUUACAUUCAAGUAUCGAGAACCGGUUCAAAGUGUGGAACUCUUAUUUCCCUGAGAAGUUACAUGGAAGCGCUCCUGGAGAAACUUGCAGAGAAUGUCGGUUACUCCUUUUUGAAAAGCGAUUAGAUGACUGA
This is a messenger RNA of Arabis nemorensis, 450 nucleotides long. The record is from the annotation of a GenBank genome assembly. NCBI's taxonomy places the organism in Eukaryota, Viridiplantae, Streptophyta, Magnoliopsida, Brassicales, Brassicaceae.